AUGACGACGAGCUCGGGCGUGACGGCGCGCCGCAGGGAGGACGACGACGAACUCAGGCGUGACGGCGCGUCGCAGGCAGGACAAGAGCUCGGGCUCCGCAGCAAAGAUGACGUCCCAACGGAGCAGAGGAUUGCCUGCGGCGCCGCAACAGGAAGGAAGACGCGAGAUCGAGCGCGGCGCCGCCGGACGUCGAGGACGACGGCGGACGUCGACGGAACCCACCCAGAACACACAAGACACAGCCUGCCAUUGUUGCCGAAAACAUGCCAUGAAAAAGGAGUAGAAAAAAGGAAUCGCACUCCUCCAAAAAUACGCAAAAACCCCCCACGCGGCCGCGAGCCGGAGCUCUCCCUCUCCCUCUCCCGGCCGCUCCCUCUCCUUCUUCCUUUCCGGCCUCCGCCACACUUCCCGCACCUUCCCACCUCCGCUUUGACCGCCUCCCCCAUAUCUCCCUCCUCCUCCGCCCCUCCCUCCCUCCCCGCAACCCACGCCCGCACACCCAUCUCAAUGUGGCGCUUCUCCCGCUCCGCCCUCCGCGCCGCCGCCGCCGCGGCCCCGGCCUCCGCGCCGCGGGCCGCCAUCGCGUGCCGCCUGCCCCCGCCGUGCGCCGCCCUCCAGCGGCUCCGCUUCGCGUCGCUGCCGGCGGCGGACGUGGCGAGGGACGCGGAGUCCGAGGUGACGGCGGAGGAGGCCAGGCGGCUCAUGCGGCUCGCCAACGUCGAGGCCCUCAAGCGCCGCCUCGGGGACGGCGAGGUCAUCCCGUACGCCGACCUGCUGCGCGCCUGCGAGGAGGCCGGCGCCGCGCGCACCCGCGCCGAGGCCACCGCGCUCGCCGGCGCGCUCGACCACGCCGGCGUCGUCCUCCUCUUCCGCGACAAGGUCUACCUCCAGCCCGACAAGAUUGUGGAUCUGGUAAGAAAAGCUAUGCCCCUUGCACUGGCACCUGAGGAUGAUCCCAGAAAGGAAGAGCUGAAGCAGCUGCAGACACAGUUGGAAGAUAUCAACAAGCUCGCACACAAGCAAGUCCGCCGCAUCCUCUGGUCUGGGCUAGGGUUCUUGAUCACACAGAUGGGGCUCUUCUUCAGGCUCACCUUCUGGGAGUUCUCGUGGGACGUCAUGGAGCCCAUCACAUUCUUCACAACUACAACAGGCCUGGUCGUCGGUUACGCCUACUUCCUCAUCACCUCGAGGGAUCCAACAUACCGAGACUUCAUGGAGAGGCUGUUCCAGUCGCGGCAGAGGAAGCUGAUUCAGAGGAAGAACUUCAAUCUGGACAGGUACCUGGAGCUCCAGCGGUGCUGCAAGGAUCCUUUGGAGAAGAUGUGCGGCACAAGCCACUUCUCCAACGCCGACAUCGCUCAUCUCCACGAGCUGUCACCCGUUCACAAAUGACAGCUCCCCUUCGCUCUAAACACUAAUCUACAGUGCUCAUUGGUUCUCUUGGGGGUAAUGAUCAAGGAAGUGGUGACUAAGGUGAUGUUUUUUGUUUUGUUUGCAAUUGCGAGGUAGACCUUUGGCA
Lolium rigidum is the source of this 1519-nucleotide messenger RNA. RefSeq names its product calcium uniporter protein 5, mitochondrial-like. The transcript is spliced from 3 exons. Gene Ontology annotation, biological process: mitochondrial calcium ion homeostasis; calcium import into the mitochondrion. Gene Ontology annotation, molecular function: calcium channel activity; uniporter activity. Gene Ontology annotation, cellular component: uniplex complex; mitochondrial inner membrane. The coding region runs from base 1 to 1392 and encodes 463 amino acids. The record is from RefSeq and is a predicted model, not a curated record. Lineage: Eukaryota; Viridiplantae; Streptophyta; Magnoliopsida; Poales; Poaceae.